Molecule: messenger RNA, 886 nt
Organism: Panicum virgatum (switchgrass)
Lineage: Eukaryota; Viridiplantae; Streptophyta; Magnoliopsida; Poales; Poaceae
Product: protein MAIN-LIKE 1-like
Exons: 3
Coding region: 167-886 (239 amino acids)
Biological process (GO): meristem development; meristem maintenance
Source: RefSeq, a predicted model, not a curated record
GCGUCCACGUCCACCUGCAGAGUUGGUUCCUGUAGACCCACGAUGGGUGCCCAGGCUGAGCGAGACAGGUCUUCUCACUGUGGCUCGUCUUGCUGAGAGUGCUUUGGUGAAGCUAGACAGGUCUCUACUUUCAGCUCUCGUUGACAGAUGGAGACCUGAGACACACAUGUUCCACCUCCCUUGUGGGGAGAUGGCACCGACCCUGCAGGACGUUGCGAUGCUGCUUGGUCUUUCUAUCACCGGAGACGCUGUCGGGCCCCGCGUGGUACCUUCUACGUGGCUGGAGGAUCUUGAGGAACGUUUUGCAGGUGUUGCCACCACGAUUGAUCCUGAAGAUUUCAAUGAGCACCCACAGUCGAAAAGACCUUCCAAGUCAUGGCUCCUACAGUUUCAGGUACAAUUUCAUACAAAACGAUGUGUUGAUAUAUUUUAUGGCUUUGAAAUACCUCAUGUGUUUCUUAUUCUCAAUGUUCGUACUUCAUUGCAGCCGGAUCUGUUGGCAGCCGAUGCUGAUGAGUACAGUGUGACUAGAUCACUCAAGGCAUACCUGAUGUGGUUGUUUGGGUACAUCAUGUUCAACAACUCACACGGCCACUGUGUGGAUAGGGUGCUUCUGCCCUACGCACAGGAGAUCGCCGAUGCAGAUGAGGAUGCCAUACCCUUAUAUAGUUGGGGUUCAGCGGUUCUUGCAUGCACAUAUUGUGGACUCUGCAAGACAUCACGGCAGAAUGAUAGGAAUGCUGUCCUAACGGGGUGCCCAAUUCUGCUACAGUUUUGGUCUUAUGAGAGGAUUGCUAUCGGUCGUCCCAUGAUUGACCAGUCACCGUACAAGUCGGAUAUGUACGAAAACAUGGGCACAUGUACCGACCCGACGGUCUUAUCCUGA